GAAGAAAGAAAAAUAUGUAGAGAGAAAGACAGAAUAAGAAGAGAGAGAGUGGAAGAAAAUAGACUAGAGAAAGAGAACUCAGCAAAACAGAGAGAGAGAGAGAGCCACAAGAUAGACAUCGAGACAAAUGGAAGGAGAAUAAAUAGAUAAAAAGAGAAAGAGGGAGGGAGAAUAAAGGGAGAGAGAAAAAGAGAUAGAAAGAGAGGGAGAACUAAUAGAGUGAGAAAGAUAUAGAAAGUGAGGGAGAAGAAACAAAUAGAGAGAUAAAGCAAUAGAAAGAGAGGGAGAAGAUACAGAUACACAGAGAGAGAGAGACAAACAGAAAGUGAGAGAGAGAGAGAGAAAGAUGAACCGGACAUAGAUUACGGUGUGUUUGUGUGAUUUGCCUUGUUUGAUCAUCUGACCAAAUAUGGCGGAUAGUGAUGAGGAAGGCAGUACUCCGUCUACUCCGGAGAGAAUGAUGAGCGACCAUAGUGGCCCGAGGGUGGUCACCAUCACAAAAACAGAAACAGGCUUUGGAUUUAAUGUCCGGGGCCAGGUCAGCGAAGGUGGGGUCCUCAAAUCGAUCAAUGGAGUAUUGUAUGCACCUCUCCAACAUGUUAGUGCCGUGUUAGAAGGCGGUGCUGCACACAGAGCAGGCAUACGGAAGGGAGACCGAAUUUUAGAAGUAAAUGGUGUUAAUGUAGAAGGUGCUACACAUCGACAGGUUGUGGACCUAAUCAAGUCAGGUAGAGAUAACCUUACUCUGACAGUGAUAUCUGUACCUGAGCGUGUGGCUGAGAGAUUGGAACCAAGUGAUGAUUCUUCAGGACCAUCUCUCAUUGAUUAUUCAGAACGACGUUCACUUCCUAUUUCCAUACCAGAUUAUCAGUCUGUAGAAAAUAAUGGUGAAAAAUAUGUGGUGUUUAACAUUUAUAUGGCUGGGCGUCAUUUGUGUUCACGGAGGUAUCGAGAGUUUGAUUGCUUACACAGUCAGUUGAAAAGAGAAUUUACAGAUUUCAAUUUCCCCAAACUUCCUGGUAAAAAACUUUUCACAUUGUCUGAUCAACAACUCGAUGCCCGGCGGAGAGGUUUGGAACAGUAUCUAGAAAAAGUUUGUGCAGUACGAGUCAUUGGAGAAAGUGAAACAGUUCAAGAAUUCUUGGCAGCCAGUGAUUCCCAUAUGGAAAAUGGUGGCUGCAAUGAAGUUGAGUUGAAAGUUUCCUUACCUGAUCAUUCACUUUGUAUUGUCACAAUACGAAGGACAGAUAACACAGAAAAGGUUUAUCAGGCUGUAUGCAACAAAUUACAGAUUGAUAAUACAUCAUCCAAGUUUUUUUAUCUUUUUGAAACGGUGGACUAUAAUUUUGAACGAAAAUUGCAACCACAAGAAUUUCCACACAAUAUUUAUAUCCAGAAUUACAGUACAGCCACAGCAACCUGCAUAGCACUGAGGAAAUGGGUAUUCUCUUUAGCACUUGAGAUGCAACUUAGUUAUAGUGAAUAUGUGAGCAACUUGCUCUACUGGCAGGCAAUAGAUGAUGUCAGUAGGAGUUUGAUAAAAGCUGGUGACCGGUUGUAUGAGUUAAAAGCUUUGCAAGAAGCUGCCAAGGUUAACGAGUAUUUGAAGAUGGCUCGAAGACUUGACUCUUACGGUGAAAUUGUGUUCCCCCAUUGUGCCUGUGAUUCUCGUAAGGAAGGUCAUGUGAUGGCCAGCAUUGGAAUCCGUGCCUUUCGAUUACAAGCAUGCAAAGAAGAUGGUUCCAUUGAACCUCAAGUUGUAGAAAUAAAAUGGUCUGAUAUAAAAAACUAUGACAUAGAUGAUGAAACCAUGUCAUUUAUAUUUGAAUAUUUCCGGCCAAGCAGGAAGUCUAGACUAGUUCGAAUUUAUUCAACUUAUUUUGUAUAUAUGUAUGAUAGCUUUGAAAGGAUAUUUGAAGAACUUGAUUGGCAGAAAGAGCCCUUUAAAUGUGGCUUGGAAAUGAACCAGACUUCUGCUGAAAGUGAAGAUAGCGACAGAGUUAUUGAUGGACAUUGAGUUGUUUUGUUGAACUAGAUUUGAAUGUCAGCUGAUGAGGAAAAACAAAAAGUAGAAGUGACCACCACCAAUGCCACCACAAAAUAUACAUGUGUGUAUGUAUGUGUGUGUGUAUAUACAUGUGUGUGUGUAUAUACAUGUGUGUGUGUAUGUAUGUAUAAGUUGACAUGUCAGCUGACCAACGCAGCCCGUUGCCUACAGUAAGCUGUCAUAUAUUUUCAAUGUCGAUGUGCCACCAUUUUUCCCAACUUGUUGCUUGCUGGCAUUUGCUCAACUUCAACAGGGUGGUUGUUUAUUACAUCUGUAUGUUUGGCUUUUUUUUUUUAUCUUUUAUUUCCUUUUGUUUUGUUUUUUUUUAUAUUUUUUUAAUUUUCUUUCCAAUUUUUAACAUUAUUUCAAAUAUAUUUUGUUGGAACUAUUCAUCAAGAUUCCUUUAUUUCUUUCUAUCCAUAUAAUAAAGCAGCCCUUAAUGUUCUUUCUUCUCAUCUCUCCCCACCCCACCUCUCUCUCUCUCUCUCUCUCUCUCUCUCUCUCUCUCUCUCUCUCUCUAUAUAUAUAUAUAUAUAUAUAUAUAUAUAUAUAUAUGUAAUAUACACACAGUUUUGUUUCUGCUCCCCACACCACCACCACCACUCCAUCCUCAAAUUCCUUCCUUCUGCUUUAUUCUUCCUCAUUGAGGUUUUCACUUUGUUGUUCUUCCUCUCUCCUUUUCCUUUCCUUCUUCCCCUCCUUAUCUGCCUCCCUCAUUCCUCCUCCACUCACAUCUAAUACAACUUUUUUUUUUUUUUGGUCUAGUCUCUUCUAUUCAGCCAGGUCAGGUCAGGUCAGGUCUGAUGGAACUCAGAAUAUAUGGUUGGACUAACAAGUAGAUAAAAUUGUUCAUUCCAGCCAACUGCACCAAUUUUGGUUUUCUUCCAUGACUGACUGUGUUUGCAUGUAUGAGUGUGCAUGUAUGUAUGUUUUGUAUGUGUAUACAUUUGUGUAUAUGAAGAGCAAUCAAAAUUUCUGAUUAAUACAGUCAUGUAGAUACUCUUCUGUGUUACGUAACACAUAGUUAUAUUAUUGUAUUGUCAUAUUGCAUGGCUGUUUACCAUGCUACAUAUUGAUAUAUUGCAAUAUACAUAUAUGUUAUAUACACAUAUAUAUAUGUAUGUAUGUAUAUAUUAUUGGUUAUGUUGUUGUUGUUGAUUUUGUUUUAUUCAAUAAUGAUGAUAAUGAUAGUGAACCACAAAUCAUCUCAAAUUGUUAAAACUUGUUUAUUCUGUUUCCUGCAACUCUUCCUUCCUCUUUUCAUGCCAUCUCAGCCCUGUGGGGGUAUUACCAUUAUGUAAAUUUGACUUACAGAUAGAAAGCAAAGAAGAAGAAAAUAGAUCAGGAUGAAGCAAAAUUGUGAGUGGGGGGAGUGUGUGUGUGUGUGAGAGAGAGAGAGAGAGAGAGAGAGAGCAUCUGAGAAAAUUGGACAUCAGUUUCAAAAUACUAAAGCACCGUUGGACUCCUUCCACUCUUCUUCUGCUUCUUUCCUGUUAAUUAACAUUCACAGUUACCUAUGUUUCCUAUGGGUGAUCACCAUUGAGCCCACCUGCAAAUCAGUGUACAAUUUUGUACAUUUUUUUUGCAGCUCUUUCACCACUACUUCUGGCAAGCAUGGUGAAGGGGAGGUAUGCUCUCUGAUGAGGUCAGAAUAUGAGUGAAGUUUGUUUGGAGUUUUCCCUUGUAAUAUACAGGAGGAAAAUGGUAAUAAAAACAGUCACUGACUUAAAAGUAAUUUUCUUCCAUGCAUUAUUAUUUCUACUAAGUGAUUUAAAGGUUUCCUGCAUGAACAAUAUUAACACUAACUUAUCCAUGUUAUAAUUUCUUGAUUUUGUUCUGGAUAUGUUAUUUUGACUUCAGUGAUUCCACUUUUUCUUAAUUUCAUCUCAUUGACCUAUAAAUAUUGAUCACUAAGCAAUAAUUUGCAAUAAAUAUAUAAAUAUUGAUUACUUUAGUAGUUUCCUUAGCCAUCAAAAUGAAUUUUAAUUUCAUUAAAAUCUAAACACAUUCAUUUAUAUAGCUGUGUGUGUUUUAAUUCUAUUUAGUAAUAUGUCAUGUUGCUUAAUUUUUAUAAUCUAAUGAAUUUGAAUUUAAGUAACCUUUUUGUUUGAGUAGUCCAAUAAAAAAUUUUUUCCUUGAA
This is a messenger RNA of Octopus bimaculoides (California two-spot octopus), 4187 nucleotides long. RefSeq names its product sorting nexin-27. The record is from RefSeq and is a predicted model, not a curated record. Gene Ontology annotation, biological process: intracellular protein transport; signal transduction; endocytic recycling. Gene Ontology annotation, molecular function: protein binding; phosphatidylinositol-3-phosphate binding. NCBI's taxonomy places the organism in Eukaryota, Metazoa, Mollusca, Cephalopoda, Octopoda, Octopodidae. Gene Ontology annotation, cellular component: early endosome.